Molecule: messenger RNA, 2109 nt
Organism: Diversispora eburnea
Lineage: Eukaryota; Fungi; Glomeromycota; Glomeromycetes; Diversisporales; Diversisporaceae
Source: the annotation of a GenBank genome assembly
AUGGAAUACGUUUUUGUUGAUGACUUACACCGAUACAAGCGUUUAAAAGUCACACGUGCAUGCGAGUCAUGUCGUCGUAGAAAAGUUAAAUGCGACGGAGGAUCCGGAGGCACCCAAACUCCAUGUUCAAGUUGUCGUAAAUUAAAAAUUCUAUGUGUCUUUUCAAAUAUGACCGUAAAGAGGACAACUCCGAAGACUGAACAAGAACAAAUGGACGAAAAAUUACAACGAUCCGAAAGUCUAUUACAAAAACUUGAUGAUUGUGAUAUUAAAUCAAGAAAAGUAAAUGGCGUCGGUUAUGUUGACUUGCUUACUGAUGUAUUGGGCCAUAUGAAAAUAGAAUGUAACGGUCGAGCAAGUUAUAUUUACUCGAUGGAAGGUAAAAUGAUGGAAGAAGGUGGAUCACCAGAAUUACUUCUUCUCACCGAACCACCAUUACCUUAUCAUUAUCCUCUUUCUUCUACUGGAAAUCCCACUCCUGAAAUGGCUUCCCAUUUGAUCAAUCUCUAUUUUAUCCAUGUUCAUCCCUAUAUUCCCAUUCUCCAUAAGGAUAACUUUCUAAGGCGUCUUAAUGAUAAGAGUAAUCCAAUUUCACCGUUAUUAUUAUACACUGUAUUUGCCUUGGGUGCAAAAUAUGUCAAUGAUCCAAGUGUUUGUCUUGAUCCCACCAAAUCAGAGACAGCUGGUAUCCCUUUUUACAGAAAAGCCAAGGAUCUUCUAGACGAUUUCUUAGAUGUUCCUAGAUUAUCUACAAUACAAGCUCAAAUAUUACUUUUAAAAUUUCAAGAAGGUAUCCGAAGACCUGGCUUCUUUUUUAGAAGUUGGUUAUGCUUUGGAACAAUAAUUAGAAUGGCUCAAGAUUUAGGUUUAGACAAAAACUUUGAUAAAUGGGAUUUGCGUAUUUCUAAAGAAGACAAAAUUGUUAGAAAACGUAUAUGGCAAGUUUGCUUUCUGUGUGAUCAAUUCAUGAGUGGUGCACAAGGAAGAGAAAUUGCCAUAACAUUAUCAAAUACAGAUAUAGAACUUCCAAAAAAAGAAGAUUAUGGAGAUGCACAAGAAUUACAGAUACAAACAGAUUUUGUUCAUAUUGUACGUUUGACUAAAAUUCUUUCUAGUGUAAUGCCAGUAAUCUCACCAGCAGGUUCUUCCGGUACUUGGUCAUCAAAUCCAAAAUUACAUAUUUUGGAUACUGUUUUGGAUGCUUGGUUACAGGCUUUACCACCAAGAUUAAGAUGUCAAUUACCAACUGACAAUAAUAGUGGAACUUUACCUCAACCUCCGUCAUCACAUUUUGCUGGAUUUCUUAAUAUUUUAUAUCACACAAUAAUCAUAUUACUACAUAGACCUUAUUUAGCAGAUUCAGGAAAAGUAAGUCAACAGAAUCCGAAUCACUUGAAUAUAUGUACGGUAGCAGCCAAUAGUAUAUCACAAAUUACCCAAGUGAUGCUUGAACAAUGGGGAGCAAAUGUAUUUCAAUAUCCAAUUCGGGGAGGAAAUUAUGGAACUUAUUGUUUAGUGGCAGCAUCAAUGAUCCAUUUAGUUAACAUGUCAUCAAAUGAUUUAAGAUUCUCACAGCCAGCUCAUGAUUAUUUAUCAUCAACUUUAAGUGUUUUAAAAGUUUGUGUUGAACAAAGUGCGGCAUGGGAAUUACGAGAUAAAGUACAAGGAUUGGAAAUAGCAUUCACAACACAAAGGGCACGUCAAUCAUUUGGAUUAUUGUUUCAUCCGGGAUCACCUAAUGAUACAAAUGGUGGACAAAUGAAUAAUCUGAAUAACCGACGACGACCACCCAUGCCAAGACGAAGAGCUACUACACCAAAUACACAAUCACAACAACAAUCACCAGGAUUAACAACAGUUACCGAAGUUAAUCAACAAAUGUUAUCAAGCAGUUUGCCAGAUAAUUUUACACAAUUUCCGCGAUCAUCACCACAUUUCCAAGAGAGACCAUUGUAUAUAAUAACAGAAAAUUCUGCAUCAGGUCAUCAAACACCAGAACAAGGAUCCCCUUAUUCUCAUGGAUCACCUGUUGGAUCGGUAGUUGACCCGGUGAUCGUAGCAUCACAAAAUCACGAUGAUAUGAUGUUGGCUACAAAUAAUACAUGCUAA